UGCGCCGCAGCCUGUGCCGCUGACUACACUCUCCCUCCUCUCUCAUUCUGUCAGUCUCUCACUCUGCAGUCUCUCUCUCUCAUUCACACACACCCUCACACAGUACCUCAUUCCUUCGCACCGCCGCAGACAUGGCUGAAGCUUUCGUUGGCACAUGGAACCUCAAGACGAGCGAAAAGUUCGACGACUACAUGAAGGAGCUGGGUGUGGGCUUCGCUACACGUAAGGUGGGCGGCAUGACCAAGCCCACCACCCUCAUCUCGGUUGAUGGCAACACGGUGACGCUGAAGACCCAGAGCACCAUCAAGAACACAGAGAUCUCCUUCAAGCUUGGAGAGGAGUUCGACGAAACCACCGCCGAUGACAGGAAGGUUAAGUCCAUUGUAACAAUAGAGGAUGGGAAGCUGGUGCACAUACAGAGGUGGGACGGCAGAGAGACCAGCCUGGUCCGGGAAGUCAACGGCAAUGCCCUCACGCUGACACUCAAACUCGGAGACGUCGUUUGCACACGUCACUAUGAGCGGGCAGAGUAACACCCAACACUGAAACCACCCUGCAGCAUCUACCUGCAUCAGCUAAAGCCCUGCAUCCUAAAACUCCUAAAACCACCUCAACCCAGGCCGAGCAAACCUCUCGACAUCUCUUCAUACUGUACGCCCAGUAUUAACAUUAAUGAUGACUGUGACCUCCCCUCUCUGCCCAUCCCUCUCUUUAUACUGUUGUUCCUUCUACUGUAAGAAACACUGAAUAAAUUCCAAUGAUUUGUUGUUUUUGUCUAAAAACAAAUGCAGGUCUGCAUAUUUUGUUUUGUUUUUUUUAGAAAAUGUGUUAUGCAUGGUGCCUAUGAUAAACUUGGACAAGUGUUUGAAUUUACAAGUUUGCCUAUUGAGACCUGGAAAAAUUCAAAUAAAAGUGUCUACACUGUUAAAGUGGUAAAACAACGAAAA
Molecule: messenger RNA, 947 nt
Organism: Acanthopagrus latus (yellowfin seabream)
Lineage: Eukaryota; Metazoa; Chordata; Actinopteri; Spariformes; Sparidae
Gene: fabp3
Product: fatty acid binding protein 3, muscle and heart
Exons: 4
Coding region: 132-533 (133 amino acids)
Biological process (GO): fatty acid transport
Cellular component (GO): nucleus; cytosol
Molecular function (GO): fatty acid binding
Source: RefSeq, a predicted model, not a curated record